Messenger RNA from Hemicordylus capensis (graceful crag lizard), 1185 nucleotides. RefSeq lists its product as uncharacterized. The coding region runs from base 1 to 1185 and encodes 394 amino acids. The transcript is spliced from 12 exons. The record is from RefSeq and is a predicted model, not a curated record. Lineage: Eukaryota; Metazoa; Chordata; Lepidosauria; Squamata; Cordylidae.
AUGGCCUCGGGCAAGCAGUCCAGAUUCAGGUUCUACCUGGCAAAUGCUGGGCUGGGCGGAGGGUCUGCUGCAGAGAGCUCUGGGGGCCACCCUGCCUGCCUGCCUGCCUCCUUCCUUGCUUGGGGCCUCCCUGCCAGCCUACUCCAGUUCAGGCUUCACUGGGGCCUACACGGAGGCCUCCCUGCAAGCCCCGCCACCCGCCGCUCAGCUGAGAGGCGCCCGGGAGGAAAGCAGCUCUUCCUUGGCAGCUGGUCUGGUGCCUCGAUUGCCGGCCGGGAGGACAAGCAGGAGAGAGGCGGGCAAGCAGGUGACUUCCAGCCACAGGAGAUUAACGAAAAGCGCUCCGUGACCGAAACCAGCAAAUGGUCACUGAAGUCAUUCUCGGACGGCUCCAGGAUCCAGCAUGUCAACAGUGGGAACGGGAUCCUGGAUGAAGCGGUUGCCAGCAGUUCCCAGAGGAGUGUCUUCACGGUUGAGGACGAUGGGUGGUUCCUGCAGACCAUUGCCACCGCAUGGUCUUGUGAGGGUGCCGACAUCGAAGAGGCCGAGAUCCCAGAGGUCAACACAAGGGAUCAGGAGCUGGACGUGGAGAGUUUCAUCAGUUCCCAGAGCGUCCAGAGGCCAAGCACCGUGCAGAGGAGGCUGCACAACACUGCUGCUGACGAAGAACCAUCCCUUGGAGAGAGUUCUUCCUUCCCGGGGGCCGAGACUCCGCAAGCCAGCGUGGAGGACGAGGGGUCGGAAGGGGACGGUGACACCAGUUCCCCCAGAGUCCCGAAGCCAAAGAAGUGGCUAAUCAAGAGGCUGCUGAACACUGAAGUGGUGGAAGACUCGUCCUCGGCAGAGUGCUCCUCUACGGACGAGGAUGACACCAUGUAUGAGGUGAGCAGCAUUGAGGACGAGGUGUGGGACUCUCCACCGGCCCCCGGUUCGGCCAGGAACAUCGGCGGUGGCGAAGAAGGAAGAGGACAGCUGGCCCCAGACUGGUUCUCCUCGGUCCAUCUGGGAGAGGGGAGAGCAACAAAGAAGAUCGGGGACGUCAUCCGGUGCGUGGAGUAUGCCAGUGAGGUGGAGGAGAGGUUCCCCGAACUCCUGGUGGGCCUGGUGAACAAGAUCCUCACCGGCCUGCAGAACACCACCGAGGGAGUGGGGAACCGGGAGAGCCAAGACCUGCCUCCUGCGUAA